UGUAAUUAUAACUGUUCUUAAGAAAUUGCGGUGCGCAUUAGAGCAGAAUUAGCUUACAUUGGCCAUCUAUUCCAAUUUUUUAAUUCAUUUAUUUAAUAUAAUUACAAUGUUUGUGAAAGUGAAAUUAGAGGAUCAAGACAACGCAAAGAAGCCUCUUAUUUUCAGCAUCGAUGAUGCAGCAACCAUUUACAAUUUGAAAUCCAGUUUGGAGUCAUUUGUGAACAUACCUGUGGAUGCACAGGUAAUCCAAAGAAUGGAUCGCAUACUCGAUAACUGUGAUGAGUUGGCCAAAGUUGUUAAUCUGGAGACUGAUGGCGAUAAGAUGAAUGGCGCUGCCAUUUCUUUGUAUACCAACAACAAGUUCUAUUGCUUUCUUCAAUUCUACAAUAAGAACGAAAGCGACAAUCAGAGCAACUUCUUCAGUCAGCCAUCGAAUGCCAAGAAGCUACCCAUCGACACACUGCCACAAUACAUUGAGCAACUCGAUUCGGAUGAAUAUUCUACGUCAUCCACUUCGGAUAGCGAUAUCUCUGAUGAUAGCAGCGAUAACAGUGUAUUCGAAAGCCGUUCAAAGCGCAGAAAGAGAGUAAGCGAAUCGACGGAAGAAAGAAGUAAACCAGCAUCCCCAGUUGUGACCCAGGGAACUGCACCAACAGCCACGCAACAGGCGCAAAUUGUACAGGCAAUUCCUGCACCUCCUCCAGCUCCUGUUGCGAGCAUUCCUGCUACCCAGGAACCGCAGAUCACAGUUGUUAAAGUGUCACCACAGGUAACAGUUGCUCCCAAAAAGAACGAUGUUGAGAUUUCAAAGGAGCAGCCCAUAGCUGCCAGUUUUGUUGCUUCUACAAAACAACAACUAACAGCUGCAAAGGACUCAACUCCCAACGUAGUGGAGAAGCCAACAGCUCCCUACAUUGCCAUGAAACCCGAACAGCGCAAAUAUGCACUGGUUAUCAACAAAGAUAUUGCUGAGCAGAAUUCGAAUUUUGGUCGUUUAAUGGAACAUUUCUAUGGACUCUUUGAAUCGUCGAAAAGUUGUGGACAACUCAACUUUAGCGAAUCGCUCUCAAUCACCGAAUAUGACGAUCAGCUUUGGGUUCUGUGUGAAGAUAAUGAAACAUGCGAAUGGAUUGCAAAAGGUGCACGCAUGUUGAGCUCUUAUAAGUGCUGCAGUUUUGUCAAAUACUUUGGUCUGUCCAAGUGUCGAGUGGUAUUGCCACAAGUGGUUGACGGCAAGGAACUGGCAAAUAUAUUUCAGCUGCUUGAGUUGCAAAACACGGGAUUGUGUACCAGCAAAUGGUGUGUUGUCGAGCGUACUUCACUCGAUCCGAAAAGCAAAGAGUAUGAUUCGCAAGCCUUAACUACUUUGUGUAAAAAUGAAGUACUUGCUCUCUAUGUGGAUCAAGAGAGCAUGAAUUUGAUACAGCAAAAUGGCUUAAAGCUAAAGUACUGCUUCUGGAAACUGACUUUUCAGUUUGAAAGCAAGUUAAACAAUUAAAUUAUAUAACAUUUAAUUUACCUCGAAGAGCAUUUAAAAAUAA
Messenger RNA from Drosophila nasuta, 1541 nucleotides. RefSeq lists its product as uncharacterized. The record is from RefSeq and is a predicted model, not a curated record. Lineage: Eukaryota; Metazoa; Arthropoda; Insecta; Diptera; Drosophilidae.